AUGCUUUUUCUCCGGAUUUUCAUAUUGGAGUUGGAAGAUUUCACCGAAAUCAAGAUUAAAAGUGAUGAAAAUUGCCAGGUAACAGGUAAAAUGGUCUCAACCAACUCCACUGUUGCAACUCUUGUAAAGGAAGUGGGUCUUCUUCAGAAGAGGUUCUCGUCUUGCCAAUCACUCCCAGUAUGCAAGGACAUCACCUUUGUCCAUCAGCUUGCAGAAGCUGCUAUUUCUUCCCAGAUCAAACCACGCGAAGAGACUUGUGCAAUAUGCUAUGAAGACUUUCAGUGUGAUAAGAUGUUCGAGCGCAAGAUGGAGAGCGAGAUCAACAUGAGAGACAGAGUCUAUUGUCCGGAACCCACAUGUUCCGCUUUAAUGGCGAAGGACAAGCUCCUUAAACACACAAACGAAUUCUUUCUUGGUGCUGAACAGAUAUCUAAUCAUGCAAAGUUUGAGUCUGUGGCUAAGAGGCAUGGAUUGAAGAAAUGCAGAGUGUGUACCACUUGGGUCGAACGAGUUUAUGGCUGCAACCACAUGACAUGCCGAUACAAAUACGAGUUCUGUUACACGUGCGGCGCUGAGUGGAUAAAUAAGGAACAGACAUGUAAAUGUCGGCUCAUGGAUUAA
Molecule: messenger RNA, 621 nt
Organism: Arabidopsis lyrata subsp. lyrata
Lineage: Eukaryota; Viridiplantae; Streptophyta; Magnoliopsida; Brassicales; Brassicaceae
Exons: 5
Coding region: 1-621 (206 amino acids)
Source: RefSeq, a predicted model, not a curated record